AUGGUUGAGCUCACUGGCCUGAUGGUCGCCGCGCUGCUCGCUACCGGCGCUUUCGGGGCCCCGUUCUCGCGACGAGAUGCACCCGCGGAGCCUAUGGCACCCACGUUCGAUGAAUGUCAAUCCCAGUCGGGCAUCACCGUAUGGAGUCAUGGCAUGUGCAUUCUCGGCUGGCUCAUUCGUUCGCACACACAGUUCGGCUGGGUGUGUGUGAUGCUCGCCGGUGCCGCAUUACUUACCGAGGCGUUCGCGUGCCUCGCAGCAAGAUACGAGCAGAAACUCAGGGAGAAGCGCGAGGCGCAGCCGAGCCUUGGCCGCCGUCCCAGCGUCGGCGAAGUGUUCCUCCGCGUCUUCUACAACUUCUUCAAAUACGUCUUCGCGGGGUUUCUUGUCAUCUGUGGUGCCUGGGGAAACGCUUUUUGGAUCCUAUCGGCAGCUGCUGGAUUUCUUUUGGGCCAGACAAUCCUUGCUUUCGUUACGCCAAUCGAGGGCGGCCGGGAUAUCAAGAAGGCUCCCAAAAAGAAGAAGUCACAGGCUACAUACCUUCAGGCGCUGCCGCCGCGGCCUCGACCACAGCCAGUUCCGGAUUACAAGCGCAGAGUCCGGUCGGAUCCUCAGCGGCCGCCGCCAGCACCGAGACGUGGAUACAUGCCGCAAUCUGAGCCGGCACGCAUGCCUGGCUCGUGGUAA
This is a messenger RNA of Microdochium trichocladiopsis, 687 nucleotides long. RefSeq lists its product as uncharacterized. The transcript has 4 exons. Lineage: Eukaryota; Fungi; Ascomycota; Sordariomycetes; Xylariales; Microdochiaceae. Bases 1 to 687 code for a protein of 228 amino acids. The record is from RefSeq and is a predicted model, not a curated record.